AUGAUCCAUCGCUGCGUCACAUGCCGUAAGCUUCGACGCAAGUGUGAGCAGCAAAAAAUGGCAGAUCUACCCGAAGACCGUCUAAACACAGACCCCCCGUUCACUUUCGUGGGACUGGACGUUUUUGGUCCGUGGGUCGUCGCCUCACGACGCACAAGAGGUGGUUUAGCCCACAACAAGAGGUGGGCAGUCCUCUUUACGUGCUUAGCCGUCCGUGCUGUGCACAUAGAAGUGAUAGAAUCUAUGGACACUUCCAGCUUUAUUAAUGCCCUACGAAGAUUCAUCGCUCUUAGAGGCCCAGUUAAGCAGUUCCGUUCAGACCGAGGAACAAACUUCGUUGGUGCUUGCUCUGAACUAAAGAUAUCAUCGGUUCGCUUCGAAUCCCGCAAAGUAGAAACUUUCUUAAACGAGCAAGACUGCACUUGGAUAUUCAACACACCGCACUCUUCGCACAUGGGCGGCGCUUGGGAGCGAAUGAUAGGUAUGGCUCGCCGAAUCUUGGAUUCGAUGCUCCUCAACGAGGCCGUUGCAUCGUUCUCUCACGAAGUCUUGACGACAUUCUUAGCAGAAGUAACUGCCAUCAUAAACUGCAGGCCCUUAGUCCCUGUAUCUUCGGACCCCGAAUGUCACUCACUUCUCACCCCUGCAAUGAUUUUGACACAGAAACCGUCACCGCCAACGUCACCAGCAGGAGAGUUCAAAAGUCUCCACGUCAAGCAGUGGAGACAAGUACAGGCUCUGGCCAACACGUUCUGGCACCGAUGGAGGAAUGAGUACCUACCUAGUCUCCAAAGUCGUCGCAAAUGGCUAACCGACCAACGUAAUCUUGCGGUCGGCGACGUCGUCCUAUUGAAGGACGCGACAAGCAGACGCCAUGAGUGGCACAUGGGAAGAAUCAACGCUGUGUACCCAGGAAAAGAUGGGAAGGUGCGGAACGUUCAAGUGCAGACGGCCCAAGACGGAAAGAAGAAAACCUUCGAUCGGCCAGUCUCCGGUCUAGUUCUGUUGUCGUCGGAGCAGUGCCUGUAG
This is a messenger RNA of Ornithodoros turicata, 1029 nucleotides long. RefSeq lists its product as uncharacterized. Gene Ontology annotation, molecular function: nucleic acid binding. Bases 1 to 1029 code for a protein of 342 amino acids. Lineage: Eukaryota; Metazoa; Arthropoda; Arachnida; Ixodida; Argasidae. The record is from RefSeq and is a predicted model, not a curated record. Gene Ontology annotation, biological process: DNA integration. The transcript has a single exon.